Molecule: messenger RNA, 2067 nt
Organism: Metschnikowia bicuspidata var. bicuspidata NRRL YB-4993
Lineage: Eukaryota; Fungi; Ascomycota; Pichiomycetes; Serinales; Metschnikowiaceae
Exons: 1
Coding region: 101-1975 (624 amino acids)
Source: RefSeq, a predicted model, not a curated record
GUUUAAUACCCCUCCAGCCUCUGAUUUGACCUUCCAACCCACAUAAAUUAACAUAUAUUUCACCGCCUCUCCUUAUAUAGCACGGCUACCACUUCAAGAAAUGCAAGGCUCUGCCACCAAUACAGAAUCUCAACAGGCGCUUGUGAUACACUAUGAAGCCCUCCGAGUUUUAGCCGCUGAACUGAAGGUGUCUGAAACAUGGAUGCAGACGGCUUGUGAGACUACGUCAGAAAUUGUCGAACUUCUCAGUUCAGAAAGAAAUGAAAAAGACUCGCCAGCAUUAGAAUUGUUCGCAAAGCUCGUUUCCAAGUGCCCCGAACAACCUGUUCUCUUCCAGAAGUUUGCUCAUGUGCUUUUGUUGCACUUCUACCAUCCACAGUUGUUCUCAAAAUUGUGGGAUAUUUUGGCUUCAAGGCCGCCAACCCCAACAGGCGAGCCUGCAUUUCAAGUUCCCGAAUGGUGGCCAGCAUGCGGCGAGAAUCAAAAUUUGGAUGUCUUCGCCAGUCCCUUUGAGUUUGGCUCCAAUUUGGAAGAAUUCGUCAAGGCGCAUGCUCACGAUGUCCACCUGAUUCUUCACACAGCGGCGAUGGUGUUGCCUCAGCUCCAGAUGUUGACCAAAGAGCCCACUCCUUCCUGGAGCUGCUUUGCGUCAUUGAUAUCUGUCAUGCUGAAAAGCGUGGCCCAUCGUGACUUAACAUGCAUUAUAAUCUGUCAUGACGAGAACGCAAUUGCUAUGCUUCACCGCCUAUCUCUACUGUCGGCAUUGACUAGUGGACAGCGGUAUGCAAAAUUUAUUUUGGAGCUAUUGAUGAUCAGGCCACCAGUAUUGAACCUGCUUUCUAUGAUAUGUAAGUUGCCGGGCGCAAGACGCUUGCUUCAAAUAUAUCCGCAGAGUCAGCUUGGAGCGUUUGAGGUGGCUGCGAAAACGCCGUUCCGCUUCAUCGUCGACUUGCUCAAUCACACCUCGGGCUCGUCGUGGUUCUCAAAUGGAACUGUCAUUAAUUGCAUCUCAAUAAGCUCGCAAACUCUUGAGUGGUUGGGUGACAAUGCUGAUCUGACAUCCAUAUACGAAGAAUUCAACAAAGUUUCUGAAAUCAAUUCGCUCUUGAGUGUGUGCACGCAGUUUGGCUGCGUUACGGCACAAUGUCUUUUGGGCUUUUACGGUGACAAUAUUUGCACAUCAAAGCAAUUCAGGGCGUUGAAUGGCUUUUUGCGUUCUGCGUUACCGCCAUUGGCGAAGCCAAACUACUUUUUUGCCGAGCAAAAACCUGCACCGUCAAAUGAAACAUUAGUAAUGUUCUCGAAGUUGGACGAGUAUGAUGAGUUGCAUCGAACCCUCUUGCGCAUUCUCAAGUUUCUUAGUGUUAUUUUUGCCCCAGAAUUAACUGAAACAGCUACAUUGGCUCCUGGCGAGGGGCUUUCUGAGAAAAUAUAUAUGCGCACGAUACAGCCCAUAUACUCGUUCAUGUUGCUCGCACUUAAAUGCAACGAAAAGUUGGAUCUGUCGAAUUUGACGUCUCAAUUUACAAACACGUUAAUUUUCAAAAUUAUGGAACAGCUUCUUAGGAAUGCAGAGUCGUCAUUGGCAUGGACCACUCUAUUCAAUCACGCUACUGAGACUAGCUAUAGUGAGAUCAGUACGCUGCGUAUCUGGUUUAAGUUUCUCCAAACCUUGUGCACUGACUACAAGAAUGAUCGCCAUAAGGAGUUGGUACGCGAUGGAUUUGACAAAUUCUCAGCUACUUUUUUCCCGGAUACGAAACCAUCCAAUAUUUACAGCAGUCCGUACAUGUCGUUGUCUCAGGCGACCUUUGGCGUCAUCACGAAGAACGAGUACAUGUUUCUUUAUGAUAAUUUAUCCAGGCGAAAAGGCGAACAUGAUGAUACAACACAAUCAAAAAUGACGAGUCAUUACAAUAUGGGAGGUAGACAACAGAGUGUUCAUGUCGAUAAAUUUGGUAAAGAUAGAUCCUAAUUUCACCGGGCGGGCUCUCAAGGGUGGCUAGCACGUGACUGCCCGCACCAUCAAAUACUAUUUUUUUUUCCUUAGCAGCGCGACUUUAAGAG